AGUGGGUCCAGGGCUUUAGUAUUUUUUGUUGUUGUUUUGAAGCCCAGAAGGAAGCUUUCAUAUUACUAAAUAAAAGAGGCUACAUUAUUAGCUUUCUAGUUGUGUUAUUAAAUAGUUUACUGUGUGUUCUCUUUGCCUAGAAGCUAGAGGGGAAAUUCAUUUCUCCUUCAUAUAAUAUAAUAUAAACGGCUCAGUUAGUCUCCAUGAAACAUUUUGCUUUAACUUUAUCUUGCAAUAGUUUACUUUGUUUUUCUCCAAAUUUGGCAAACUGAAAUUUAGAAUUUCCAUGUCUUGGUGGACUCCUAAGAGCAUCUAAGAAAGUGGGGAGCUCUAAGCCCAGGGAACACUGAGCAGUUGGGUCUUUCUGCCCUUCUGACUGAGACUUACCCUCUCUCCUUACCUGCCCCAAGUCUGCUGUGGAAACUAGAAGGAGAUUCAGAACUCCAAACAAAGUGAUGUAAGAGGGGGCUUCUCAGACUUUAAUUAAAGGGCGUGUAAAUUCCCCACGGACCCUGCUGGCCCUCUCAUCCUGACCACUAGGUUGGGUUCUGCAGGCCUCAUGCUGCUCAUACCACGCUCGGAGUUGAAUAGCAUGGCCGAGGAAAGUUUGGACUUUGGAAUCACACAAAUUGGGUUCAAAACAGUUCACGACAUUUCACAGAAAAACACUGUGCCCACAGGCAGUUAUGUAAUCCUUGUGAGCCUUAAUUUCUUCAUCUGUAAAAUGGAGAAAAUACUUAGCUGAUGAGAUUGUCUUAUGAAAACAGAAGAUAUGUGGAAACUGCUAAAAUCAGUGCCUGUCACAUCGUAGCACUUGAUGAAUAUUUAGACAAAAAAAGGCAUGUAGAGCUGAAGAUGGACCAGGCUUUGCUGCUCAUCCAUAAUGAACUACUUGGGACGCACUUGACUGUCUACUGGAAUUCUGAACGCUGUUAUCAUUGCUUGCCUCAGGCCCUGGUGAAUGUUUCUGGGAGUGGAAAACGUGGGAAGCCUAGCAUCGCAGCUGUGGCUGUGAGCACCCAGCACGGAUCCAUCCUGCAACUUAAUGACACGGUGGAAGAGAAGGAAGUUUGUAGGCUGGAAUACAAAUUUGGUGAAUUUGGAAACUAUUCUCUGUCGGUCAAGCACGUCAAUAAUGGAGUCAGCGAAAUUGCUUGUGACCUAGUCAUCAAUAAGAAUCCAGUUGACAGUAAUCUUCCCGUGUGUAUUGCGUUCCUUGUUGGUCUGGCUGUCAUCAUUGCUGUGUGCUUUCUGAGGUUCUUGUUGAGUUUGGAUGACUUUAAUAAUUGGAUUUCUAAAGCAAUAAAUUCUCGGGAAACUGAUCGCCUCAUCAACUCUGAGCUGGGCUCUCCAAGCAGGGCCGGCCUGUUCGGCGACGACGCCCAGCCCGAAGUGUGGCGUCCGUGUGCGGUGCCUCCCCGCCUCCGCUCCGUGGACACGUUCAGGGGGAUAGCUCUCAUCCUCAUGGUCUUCGUUAAUUACGGAGGAGGGAAAUAUUGGUACUUCAAGCAUGCGAGUUGGAAUGGACUGACGGUGGCCGACCUUGUAUUCCCGUGGUUUGUAUUUAUUAUGGGAUCUUCAAUUUUUCUGUCAAUGACUUCCAUACUGCAGCGGGGAUGUUCAAAGAUCAGGUUGCUGGGGAAAGUUGCGUGGAGGAGUUUCCUGUUAAUCUGCAUAGGAAUUAUCAUCGUGAACCCCAAUUAUUGCCUUGGUCCAUUGUCUUGGGAUAAGGUGCGGAUCCCCGGUGUGCUCCAGCGGCUGGGGGUGACUUACUUUGUGGUGGCCGUGGUAGAGCUCCUCUUUGCAAAGCCUGUGCCUGAAAGCUGUGCCUCGGAGAGAAGAUGCUCUUUUCUUCAAGACAUCACCUCUAGCUGGCCCCAGUGGCUUUUCAUUCUGAUGCUGGAAAGCAUUUGGCUGGCCUUGACUUUCUUCUUACCUGUUCCUGGAUGCCCCACUGGCUAUCUCGGUCCGGGCGGCAUUGGAGAUCUGGGGAAGUAUCCAAAUUGCACUGGAGGAGCUGCUGGCUACAUCGACCGCUUGCUUCUGGGAGAUGAUCAUAUUUAUCAGCAUCCUUCCUCGGCUGUGCUUUAUCACACCACGGUGGCCUACGACCCUGAAGGAAUCCUGGGGACAAUCAACUCCAUUGUGAUGGCAUUUUUAGGAGUUCAGGCAGGAAAAAUACUCUUGUAUUACAAAGAUCAGACCAAAGACAUCCUGAUCAGAUUCACUGCCUGGUGGUGUUUUCUAGGGCUUAUCUCUCUUGCUUUGACGAAAGUUUCUGAAAAUGAAGGCUUCAUUCCCAUAAACAAGAAUCUCUGGUCCAUUUCCUACGUCACCACGCUGAGCUCCUUUGCCUUCUUCAUCCUGCUCAUUCUGUACCCUAUUGUGGAUGUGAAGGGACUGUGGACGGGAACCCCAUUCUUUUACCCGGGAAUGAAUUCUAUCCUGGUGUACGUCGGCCACGAGGUGUUCGAGAGCUACUUCCCCUUCCAGUGGAGGCUGCAGGACAACCAGUCGCACAAGGAGCACCUCAUUCAGAACAUCGUCGCCACUGCCCUGUGGGUGCUCAUCGCCUACAUUCUCUAUAAAAAGAAGGUUUUUUGGAAAAUCUGAUUGCUCCAGCCGAAGCGUGCUGCUAGCAGACUGGUGG
This is a messenger RNA of Miniopterus natalensis, 2650 nucleotides long. It is a transcript of the gene HGSNAT, whose product is annotated as heparan-alpha-glucosaminide N-acetyltransferase. The record is from RefSeq and is a predicted model, not a curated record. Gene Ontology annotation, biological process: lysosomal transport. Lineage: Eukaryota; Metazoa; Chordata; Mammalia; Chiroptera; Miniopteridae. Gene Ontology annotation, cellular component: lysosomal membrane.